Teleopsis dalmanni is the source of this 2227-nucleotide messenger RNA. Its product is annotated as endothelin-converting enzyme 1-like. Gene Ontology annotation, cellular component: plasma membrane. Gene Ontology annotation, molecular function: metalloendopeptidase activity. The coding region runs from base 60 to 2168 and encodes 702 amino acids. The record is from RefSeq and is a predicted model, not a curated record. The transcript has a single exon. Gene Ontology annotation, biological process: protein processing. Lineage: Eukaryota; Metazoa; Arthropoda; Insecta; Diptera; Diopsidae.
UGUUAAACAACAAAAUUUUUGUAAUUUAAAAAAAUAAGAAAUAAUUUUAAUUAACAGAGAUGAACAUAUAUUUUCAAGCAAUUGUAAUAGUUUUCACUUUUGUGACACUGAUUACAACCACUCCAAUUACAACCAAUAAAUUAGAUGUCAUUCAGCCAGUUGAUCAGAUAAAUUCAUCUUAUGUACGGGACAUCAUGCGACUUUCCAAAGCAGCUGAAAUACAUAAUUACAUGAACGCAAGCAUCGAUCCAUGCGACAACUUUUACAAUUUUGCAUGUGGUAAUUGGUUGAAAAUAAAUCCAGCAAACUCUAUCCAACAUGCAACGACUGGCUUUUUUGAGUCCAUAACAUUAGCUUUAAAUCGCAAAGUAGCAUUGGUACUGAAAUCGGGAGUGCAAGACUCCGAUACGGAAACGGAUAUUAAGGUGAAGAAAUUCUAUGAGUCAUGCACAAACAUUGCUCAAAUACAGUCUGUAUACAGAGCAAAACUGAAGGAAAUAAUUGCGGAAUUCGGUGAAAUGCCAGCGUUGGUUGGUGAUAAGUGGCAAGAGCAGAACUUCAAUUGGUUGGAGACAGUAGGAAAAAUUAGUUUAAAAUAUGGGAAAGAUAUAAUUAUAAGUAUUGACGUGCUUGCAGAUUAUGCUAAGAAUACAGAGAAUCGCGUUUAUAUUGGACCUUCAGAUUUGCCACUGGAGAGUCGUUCAAUGUACUUAGAUAAUGUUACGAAAAUAUAUCGAGAAGGUUACAAAAUGACAAUAGCUGAUAAGUUAAAACGUUAUCUGGGCAUAAAUGAACAAGUGGCAAAAGAAACAGCUGCAGAUAUAAUGGACUUUGAAAUUUCUUUGGCUAGGGGCAUGAUAGAUGAUAAAUUAGGUUUAGACUUAGACGAGAUGACACAAUUAACCACAAUUGAUAACAUGCAAAAGAAAUAUGCACCAGAUAUCGAUAUACGUCGUUUACUUGAUAUAAGGCUUGGAUCUGACUUUAAUGAAACUAUUUAUGAAUUCGUACCAGAAUAUCAAGACAAUCUGAAGGAUAUUAUAAUAAGAACACCAAAGCGUGUUGUGGCUAAUUAUAUUUUUUAUUAUUUGCUUAGUGAUUUUCAGUUAAAAAAUGCUAAAACAAGAGCCAGUCAAGAAGUUUUAUGUAUAGCCGAAACUAAAUCUCAUUUUGCCAAAGUAUUGGAUAAUAUGAUUUAUAGAAAAUAUAAUACCAAAACAACAGAAAUGGAUAUUGAACUUGUAUGGAAUAAACUAAAAAGCAUUUAUAGAUCAAAAUUACGUUCGAGAGAGUUAAACUGGAUUGAUCUUGAUACGAGAAAGUCUGCCAUUGAGAAACUAGAUGCAAUGAAAUUGGAAAUUAACUCUUACUCUAAAGAUGACUUCACCAAUGAGUUUGCCAACUUGACAAUUAAUGGUGAGGAUUAUGUUGAAAAUGUUAAGAGUUUUUUAAGUUGGGGUGCCUCGCAAUUACUAACUAAACUACAUGAACCUCCAAAAUCAUUAGAAGCAGGCGAAAUACUUUCAUAUACACCAGCUAAUAUUAUCAUCGAAAACACAAUAAAAGUGCCCAUAUCACUAUUACAGCCUUACUACCUAUGGGCUGCUGUUUAUCCAAAUGCAUUAAAGUUUGCUACAUUGGGCACGUUAGUUGGUCAUGAGAUGGUACAUGGUUUUGAUGACUCAGGUCGAAAAUAUGACAAGGAUGGUAACAGUAGAGAUUGGUGGGAUGAGCUGUCUACAAAAACAUUCGUGGAAAAAACUAAAUGCUUCUCUAAACAAUACAGUAAAUACAUUUACGGUGGACGGAACCUGCCAAAAAGUACAGCACAGUCUGAAAACAUUGCUGACAAUGGCGGUAUACGUUUGGCAUACGAAGCUUAUUUGAAUUGGUAUGAGGACGCAGUGCGUUCUGGGCAAGAUUUAGUAUCUGAAACACUACCAACUUUGAAUUAUACAAGUAAGCAAUUAUUUUUUAUUACAUAUGCACAAUUAUGGUGUAGUGAUACUCAUCCCCGCCUACGAGAUUUGCAGACUUCAGUAGAUUCACAUGUGCCAUCAAUGUUUAGAGUAAUUGGACCACUUUCAAAUUUUUUAGAAUUCUCGAAAGAAUUCAACUGUGAAGUUGGUACUCAGAUGAAUCCGUUAAGAAAGUGUGCAAUUUAUUAGAAAACUUGUUGAUAAGUGUGAAUGUAAAUAUAAAUGUAAAUAAAAAUAUGUUUAAAAUA